Macrosiphum euphorbiae (potato aphid) is the source of this 237-nucleotide messenger RNA. The record is from the annotation of a GenBank genome assembly. Lineage: Eukaryota; Metazoa; Arthropoda; Insecta; Hemiptera; Aphididae.
AUGGAAAACAAACCGGAACGGCAAUUAGAGGCAGUCAAUAAGGUUUAUAACAUCACGUCGUUUCCAAACCAUCAGGGGUUAUAUUUCAAACACCAUGGUCCAGUAAAAGUGACUCGCCUCAGUUGGGAUCUAGUAGCUUAUAUUGACCUAGCAACUCCAACUUCUAAAUUUUCGGUAAUAAAGUCACGGUAUGAAGAUACCGUGGAGAUCUGUAAGCAGGUGACCGAGCGAUUCUGA